Camellia sinensis is the source of this 1564-nucleotide messenger RNA. Lineage: Eukaryota; Viridiplantae; Streptophyta; Magnoliopsida; Ericales; Theaceae. The record is from RefSeq and is a predicted model, not a curated record.
UUCAAGUGUUUGAUUUAUCGAGUAAUUCAAGAUUGCCAUUGCAGUCCAUAGAUGAGCAAAGAUGGGUAGAAAAUUUUAAUAUACCUAGCAUUUAUUUGUACUGAUGAUGCAUUCUUUUAUUGAGAAAUCUAGUAAACAAAAUCUUAGUGGUAGGAUCUCAUGCCAACUAGUAAAAUUCUUGCACUUAAAAAUCCUAGUGAAACAAUGUGGAAAAUUAGAAAGAAUUUGAAUACAGAUGCGUGUUCGAAUUACAAAACUGCCUCUUACCUCUCCACUUUUGUGUUGAAUUGGCUGAUAGUAUCUAACAAUUCCAUUUGGGCCAUUAUUUAGCAUGUAAAAGUUUGUUAGUUGUUGUUUCUGGUUUUUUUGGUAACACAUGUCUAGGGGAUGAGGGCUAUGAAUAAUGUUACGGACUUGUAUUACUACAAAAGAAAUUUACUACUAUAAUGUUAUGGAUGGAUAAUAUUAUGGAUUUAUGUAUCGAUGUGAAUUACAUUUUCAUGUUCAUCUUACUUUCUUCGUGUUUACAGAAAUGGACCCUAGAAACUCAACAAAUCUGUUUGAUAUGGACGCCGCAAUAAACAGUCAGUCAAAUGAAUUUCCCAAUUACGACAACAUCACGGCGGAGAUGGAUUCAAGUGGGGAAAGCUUGGAGACCGAGGACAGCGCAGACAGCGAGGACAAUCUGGACAGCGCUGAUAUUGAGGACAGUGAAGACAGUAUUGCAGCGCAAUUGAGGUUGUCAUUUAUUGCAUCGGACGAUGAUGCAUGGACUUUACCAUGGUAUGCCAGAUGUGGGAAUCAACCAAUGGAAUUCUGGGGAAGCAGCCCCAACGGACAUGUCUGUACACUGGAGAAAUGUACACUCAACAUUUAUUGAAUGGUCAUCCGCGCACAAUUCGGGAGGUCUUGCGGAUGGAUGCACCAACGUUCAGGUCCCUUUGUGAUGAAUUGAAACGCAGAGAGUUCGUAAAGGUGGACAAGAACAGGUUAUCUACAGAGCAAUCACUUGCUAUACUUUUAUAUGUAUGUGGACAUAGUGAAAGACAUAGACUUGCGGCUGAUCGUUUUCAACACUCAACGGAAACCAUUCACCGACAUUUCAAAAUUAUGAUGAGAGCAUUGUGUCGUCUUGCUGUCCUUAUCAUUCGACCUCCUGACCCGAAUGUUAUUCCUCCUGAAAUUCGAAACAACCCGAAGCGUUACCCAUGGUUUAAGGACUGUAUUGGGGCAAUCGAUGGUACGCACAUUGCGGAGCAUGCACCUGCUUCAAAGAGAACUGCAUAUCGUGGUAGGAAGGUUGCACUAACACAAAACGUUCUUGCAACAUGCUCAUUUGACCUCAAAUUUACUUUUGCUUAUCCCGGUUGGGAAGGUAGUGCAAUUGAUUCACGAGUGUUAUCUGAUGCGCUUACACGCCCCGAUGUAUCCUUCUCGCUUCCUCCUACAGGUAAAUAUUACUUGGUCGAUGCGGGUUUCACAAAUAUGACGGGAUUCCUCGCACCAUAUCGUUCAGAAAGCUAUCAUUUGGACCAAUUUCGUGGAUGUCGACAUGUCCAAAUGG